Molecule: messenger RNA, 1929 nt
Organism: Xenopus tropicalis (tropical clawed frog)
Lineage: Eukaryota; Metazoa; Chordata; Amphibia; Anura; Pipidae
Gene: asb15
Product: ankyrin repeat and SOCS box containing 15
Exons: 10
Coding region: 106-1866 (586 amino acids)
Biological process (GO): protein ubiquitination; intracellular signal transduction
Source: RefSeq, a predicted model, not a curated record
CAAUACCAGCAGUAUGUUUAUUCUUCAUACCUGGAUAGUUAUGGUUUAAGAGCGGCAUUUCAUUUUGUGAAAACACUACCAUAUGGAUUCCUAAGAAAUAAGAGAAUGGAGGAAGCUGAAGAAGAUCAGUUAAGUAACUAUGAAAUCCAAUACGCUAUUCAAGAAUCCUUGGGAUCCAAUGUACCUUCAUGUUACCAAGACAGAUUUGUGCCUACAAGUGAAAUAAACAAAAAAAUUGUAUCCGCAAUUAAACAAGGAGAAAUUACUGAAUUACAGAAAUAUAUGAGCUAUAAAUAUGCACUCGAUGAAGCUGAUGAAAAAGGCUGGUUUCCCUUGCAUGAAGCCUGCGUUCAACCAAUUCGGCAAAUCACUGAAGUUAUUCUUGAUGCAGUCUAUAAGACUUCAUGGGAGCAGAAGACUAAUGAUGGAGAAACACCACUGACCCUUGCUGCAAAAGCUGGCCUGCUUGAAAAUGUGAAAGCCCUUCUAGAAAAAGGGGUCUGGCCAAUCACCAAGAACAGCAGAGGGGAAUCUCCUCUUCUUUUAGCAAUUAGGAUUGGGAAUUAUGACAUGGCAGCCACUCUAAUUGAUUACAACUGCACAAUUAAUCAGCCAUGUGUAAAACGAUGGUCGGCUAUGCAUGAAGCAGCCAAACAAGGGCGCAGAGAUCUUGUAUCUUUAUUACUAAAAAAUGGAGGCAAUGUCAGUCUGGAAGAUGGCUUUGGUGUGACACCCUUAGGAGUUGCUGCUGAAUAUGGGCACUGUGAUAUACUGGAACAACUCAUUCAUAAAGGUGGGGAUGUCAACUUUCAAGCACAUGAUGGAUCUUCAGUGCUGUCUGAUGCAGCUACUGGGGGAGACCCAGAUUGUAUAGCUCUGCUUUUGGAAUAUGGAGCAAGUGGCAAUAUUCCUGACAAAGAAGGAUAUCUUCCCAUACACAAGGCCGCUUAUGGAGGACAUUACCUAGCACUGAAAUACCUUAUUCCUGCAACAUCAAAAAAUGCAAUUAAGAGAAGCGGAUUAAGUCCAGUCCAUUCGGCAACAGAUGGUCAGAAUUUACAGUGUCUGGAACUGCUUAUUGAAAAUGACUUUGAUGUCAAUGAAGUAUUGGCUGAACAUGUAUCCGAAAACUAUGGGGAUAAAAGGAAAACUGCUUUAUUCUUUGCAGUAUCCAACAAAGAUGUUUCCUGCACCGAGACACUUUUAAAAUAUGGUGCUUGUCCGAACAAAGACCCUUUAAAUUGUCUAUUAGUGGCUGUAAGAGAUGGAAGUCAUGAAAUAGUGAGACUGCUCUUGGCACAUAAAGCUGAUGUUAACUGCUAUUUCAUGCUGGUGAAUGACACUCAUUUCCCAAGUGCAAUCCAAUACGCUCUCAGUGAUGAGAUUAUGUUAAGGAUGCUGGCAAAUAAUGGUUAUCGCGUUGAUCUUUGUUUUGAUUGCAUGCAUGGGGAUAUGUUUGGAGGCUCUUUCACUUGGCCAGCCUUAGAAGAGGAUACAUUGCCUGGAUGGACAUCAUGUGUUAUAAAAGAUAUACCUUUUUGUGAUUUUGUUACUGUAUCCUGGAUGAGACAUUUGGUGGGAAAAGUAGUCAGAAUAUUGGUGGAUUACAUGGAUUAUGUUCCAAUCUGCACAAAAUUGAAAGCAGCAUUGGAAAUACAGAAAGAAUGGGCAGAAAUACAGGAGAUUAUCGGAAAUCCUCGUCCCUUAAAGCAUUUGUGUCGGUUAAAAUUACGAAAAUUAAUUGGCCUGGAGGAUCUGCACAGACCAUCUUCAAUGAAGAAAUUCUUGAUUCCACCUUUGCUUAAAUCGUAUAUAAUGUAUAAAGAAUAUGAUUUAUAUGGUAAAGGACUGAGCUUAGACACAUGAUACAGACAAACAAAAAUAAUCCAUUCAUGUUAUACCAUACCAUUUGCCCUUUUUUUUAUACAU